Messenger RNA from Maylandia zebra (zebra mbuna), 1278 nucleotides. Its product is annotated as 5-hydroxytryptamine receptor 3A. Gene Ontology annotation, cellular component: membrane. The record is from RefSeq and is a predicted model, not a curated record. Gene Ontology annotation, biological process: monoatomic ion transmembrane transport. Gene Ontology annotation, molecular function: transmembrane signaling receptor activity; monoatomic ion channel activity. Lineage: Eukaryota; Metazoa; Chordata; Actinopteri; Cichliformes; Cichlidae.
ACUUCUUGCCAAUUGGGAAUCUACACCUUUCCCUUUGAUAUCCAAAACUGCUCGUUGACCUUCGGAUCAUAUAUACACUUUGCUACGGAUAUUCAGAUGAUUCAAGGCGCCACAGCUGAAAAGGUCCUGAAAGAGUCCCAAGAUGUGAUAGUAACCAGUGGGGAGUGGGAGCUGACAGAUAUAAAUAUUGCCGAUUCCAGCCUGCAUUUAGACAGUGGAAGCUACUCUGAGAUCACAUACUAUAUCGUGCUAAGACGGAGACCAAUCGCCUAUGUGGUCAACCUCCUGGUCCCCAGCUGUUUCCUAAUCACAGUGGACCUCUUCAGUUUUGUGCUGCCCCCACAGAGCGUGGACAGAUCCUCCUUCAAGAUGACACUCAUCCUGGGCUACACCGUCUUCCUGCUCAUAAUGAAUGACCUGCUGCCUGUUACCGGGGAGAAAACACCGCUCAUCAAUGUUUUCUUCUCCAUCAGUCUGGCGCUGAUGGUUGCCAGCCUGUUGGAGACGCUGUUCAUCACAAACAUUCAGUACAAGCCCAGAGAGUACAGCGCAGUGCCUCACUGGCUCAGUGUCCUCGUGUUACGUUAUCUAGCUGUUCUUGUUUGUAUCCCUCCAAAGCAAAAGAGCAACCGAGUCACAGUCUCCCUCAAUCCAUCUCACAAAGCACCAUCAGCGAACACCAGCGCCACAAACCUCUCCGACCAUCAGAGCAUCUCAGAUGUUACACUUUCAGCUUCUCUGGACUCUCCGGACCCAGUUCUGGAACAACUGAGGAUGUUAGGCAGAGAGCUCACAGCCAUCCGAGUUCAGAUGGACAAAUACUGUCAAGAGACCAAAGCCACGCAGGAGUGGGAAAUGAUCGGGACAGUGAUCGAUCGUCUGCUGUUUGGCUUGUACAUCAUCUUCAUUUUUGUGAGCUUUAUCACAAUAAUAAGCAUCUGGAUAUGGAAUAAUUCAUUUGCUACAUGAUUAGAUCAAAAACUGCAUCACAUGGAUUAGUGCCAUGGCAAUCUUCACUUCACGCAUGCACUUGACCCCGUGCUGAUUCCUUAUUUGUUUGCAUAUUUGUCACACGUACAUGUUUCAGAUCAAAGGAAUUGAUGACCUGAAACAUUUUAGUGUGACAAAUACACAAACCAAGAGCAAAGAGGGCAUGAGUUAGAUUUGCUGAGAUCAGGAAUUGCAGCAUUAUUUAGUAUAAUGAAAAUAGCCCUGCUUCUGUUAUCUGCAUUUCAUUCCUGUAAUCAAAAUAGCAUCAGUUAAUGAGCUGUAAGGUAG